Messenger RNA from Tripterygium wilfordii, 3168 nucleotides. Its product is annotated as 1,4-alpha-glucan-branching enzyme 3, chloroplastic/amyloplastic. Bases 85 to 2781 code for a protein of 898 amino acids. NCBI's taxonomy places the organism in Eukaryota, Viridiplantae, Streptophyta, Magnoliopsida, Celastrales, Celastraceae. Gene Ontology annotation, cellular component: cytoplasm. The record is from RefSeq and is a predicted model, not a curated record. Gene Ontology annotation, biological process: glycogen biosynthetic process. The transcript is spliced from 21 exons. Gene Ontology annotation, molecular function: hydrolase activity, hydrolyzing O-glycosyl compounds; cation binding; 1,4-alpha-glucan branching enzyme activity.
UUUACCGAGUCGACUCAAAAACCCCUCUUAUCUCCAAAAACCUCUGCUUUCUCACUUCCAUUGUUACAACUUUCUGUAAGAGAUAUGACUUCACUUUCCCUCCCAACAAAAUUUUCUCUCUAUCCAAGCAACCCUUCUCUCCCAUUUCACUCUCGCUCUAAACAUCAGAGGAUUCAUUUCAUUAGAACAAAAACCAUCAAGAUAACAUGUACAGCGAGUGGCCAACCACAGCCUGACCAAUUGAAGAAGAAAAAGACAAGCCAGAGCGAAGACGAGAAAGGUGUCGAUCCAGUCGGGUUUCUCACCAAACUCGGGAUUGCCCAUAAAGCAUUUGCUCUGUUUCUUCGCGAGAGGCAUAAAUCCUUGAAGGACCUCAAAGAAGAACUUUUCAAACGUAAUCUUCAAAUCAAGGACAUAGCUUAUGGAUAUGAGCUGAUGGGCUUGCAUAGAAAUGUGGAGCACCGGGUGGACUAUAUGGAAUGGGCUCCAGGCGCUCGAUACUGUGCACUGGUGGGUGACUUUAAUGGGUGGUCACCAACAGAAGACUGUGCUAGGGAGGGCCAUUUUGGCCAUGAUGAUUAUGGGUACUGGUUUGUUAUUCUUGAAGACAAACUAAGGGAUGGAGAGAAGCCGGAUGGGUAUUAUUUUCAACGAUAUAAUUAUGUGGACGAUUAUGAUAAAGGUGACAGUGGUGUUUCUGCUGAAGAGCUUUUGCAGAAGGCAAAUGAUGAAUAUUGGGAACCUGGAGAGGAUCGAUUUGCUAAAAACCGUUUUGAAGUGCCAGCAAAGUUAUAUGAACAAAUAUUUGGCCCUAAUGGGCCCCAAACGUUUGAAGAAUUGGAAGGAUUUCAAUUACCUGAUGCAGAAACAAGAUAUAAGGAUGGGAAGGAACAACAUAAAGAUGAUCCACCCAGUAACUUGCCACCAUAUGAUGUGACUGAUAAUGGAAAAUAUUACGAUGUUUUCAAUAUUGCAAAUACUCGUGAAUGGUAUGAGAAAUUUCGAGCCAAGAGUCCUCCCCUGCCAUACUGGUUAGAGACUUGUAAAGGAAGGAAAGCAUGGUUUAAAAAGUACAUUCCAGCUAUUCCUCAUGGAAGCAAAUACAGGGUGUAUUUUAACACCCCUAAUGGACCACUGGAACGAGUACCUGCCUGGGCUACGUAUGUACAACCAGAGGCAGACGGAAAUCAGACUUUUGCCAUUCACUGGGAACCUCCUCCUGAAUGUGCACACAAAUGGAAACAUACGUCGCCGGAAGUGCCUAAGUCUUUGCGUAUAUAUGAAUGCCAUGUUGGAAUUAGUGGAUCAGAGCCCAAAAUAUCGUCAUUUAAUAGCUUUAAAGAGAAGGUCCUUCCUCAUGUGAAGGAGGCUGGAUAUAAUGUAAUCCAGUUGUUUGGGGUUGUUGAGCACAGAGACUAUUUUACUGCUGGUUAUAGAGUCACCAAUUUCUAUGCUGUUAGCGGUAGAUAUGGCACCCCUGAAGAUUUCAAGCGCUUGGUGGAUGAGGCACAUGGGCAUGGAUUACUGGUGUUCUUAGAUAUUGUGCAUUCCUACUCCGCUGCAGAUGAGAUGGUUGGACUAUCCCUAUUUGAUGGAUCAAACGAUUGCUACUUCCACACUGGUAAACGGGGGCACCACAAAUUUUGGGGUACCAGGAUGUUCAAAUAUGGUGAUCACGAAGUGCUACACUUUCUGCUCUCAAAUCUGAACUGGUGGGUUGAGGAGUAUCAAAUCGAUGGUUUCCAGUUCCAUUCAGUUUCAUCAAUGUUGUAUACACAUAAUGGGUUUGCGUCUUUUACUGGCGACUUGGAAGAGUACUGUAAUCAAUAUGUUGAUAAAGAUGCAAUGUUGUACACUGUUCUGGCUAAUGAGCUGCUGCACACUCUUCAUCCUAGUAUAAUAACAAUCGCUGAAGAUGCAACAUAUUAUCCUGGACUGUGUGAGCCAACUUCUCAAGGAGGACUUGGAUUUGAUUACUAUGUUAAUCUUUCUGUGCCGGAGAUGUGGUCUUCCUUUCUUGAGAACAUUCCUGACCAUCAAUGGAUCAUGAGCAAGAUUGUCAGUACCCUAGUUGGCAAAAAACAACAUGCGGAUAAGAUGCUUUUGUAUGCUGAAAAUCACCACCAGUCCAUCUCCGGUGGGCGGUCACUUGCAGAGGUAUUGUUUGGUGGGAUUGAUGAGCGUUCUUCUGACGCAAAGGAAGCACUGCUAAGAGGCUGUUCACUGCAUAAAAUGAUAAGAUGCAUUACUUCCACAAUUGGUGGCCAUGCUUAUCUUAAUUUCAUGGGAAAUGAAUUUGGGCAUCCCAAGAGAGUUGAGUUCCCAAUGCCAAGCAACAACUUCUCAUUUUCACUUGCUAACCGUCGCUGGGAUUUGCUGGAAAAUGAAGGGGUGCAUCGCCAUUUAUUUAACUUUGACAAGGACCUGAUGAAGUUAGAUAAAAAUGAAAGAGUACUUUCUAGAGGUUUGCCCAACAUUCACCAUGUGAAUGAUACCACCAUGGUUAUAUCUUACAAUAGAGGUCCUCUUCUUUUCGUCUUUAACUUCCAUCCAACGGAAUCUUAUGAGAGAUACAGUGUUGGAGUAGAAGAAGCUGGAGAGUAUCAAGUUAUACUAAAUACUGAUGAAAAAAAGUAUGGAGGUCAGGAUCUCAUUCGGGAAGACCAGUACCUUCAACGAACAAUUAGCAAGAGAGUUGAUGGCCUCCGAAACUGCUUGGAAGUUCCUCUUCCUCGUAGGACUGCUCAGGUUUACAAGUUAACUAGGAUCUUAAGAAUAUGAACAAAUAUUGCAUUCUUGCGGAGCAUAAUUCGGAGAACAUAAGUCGCAGAAUGCUGCUGAUACAUAAGCUCAACAGUUUCUCCAUCAUUUCCAGUAGAAAGUGUGCAUUGAUCGAGUUUGCUGAAACCGAUCUUAGUGAAUGUGUUAUAUGAUGCUUGAAGGAAUGCCCUUCAAAAGAACGUCGAGUAGUCAUGUGUUGGGCAACGGAUAUCUUCUCUCCUUCACGGGAACUUGUCCUGGAAAUGUUAUUGUUAAGAGAAAUUUGUAUAUACAAGACCUUAUUACGAGAGGUAAUUGGUUGAUUCUUAGACAUGUUUCAUAUGAUGAAAACAGGAGAUAGUACACAAAGAAGAAAUGGACGUAAGGAUGGACAUGUCAUAUUUGCCU